UUACAUCACUCCGCCUCCUUGAACAGGGAAUGUAAUGGCUGACACUGGGCGGUUAAGCGUACCUUGACUGAGGGGAUUCAGCAACAACACCGAAACGACUUGUUUGUAUUAAUUGAGAAACCAGCCUUCUCAUGGCUCUUAGAAUGAGCCGUUGAUCAUAACGUGUUACGACAAUUUCUUAUAAACUCACUGAGGUAAUUCAUUUCUUUCCACUAAUUUUAUUAGCCAAGGCAAGUGGCUAGUUCACCACCAGCUAACGUUAGCUAACUUAGCAUCAUCACGCAGCUCGCUAGCAAGUUAGCUACCCCCUUACCCAAAACAAAACUAGGUUGGUGCUGUAUUUUCGAGUAGACAUGAUUAGCUAAUGUAUCUAACAAGCUACGUGUACUAAUUUUGAACCUGUUAUAGCCAACAAUAACUAAGUAGGUAGCUAACUAUCUUGUCAGGCUGUGAAAUCUUGUUUUUAGUUGGCCAGCUAGCUACCUAGAUAGGUCACGUUAGCUACUAGCAAGUUGACGUUACCUACGCAAGUGCCAUCAAGGUAUUGUAAUUCCUAGCUAACUGUAAUUCCUACUAGCAAGUGACAGUACUUUCCCCUCCGAAUUGAACAUAAGCUUUUGUUUUGAACAUCAAUUGUUCAAACUUCCCAAGGGCAGUGAAUGUAACAAUUAACGUUAGUUAGCCUUCAACGUAUUUUCCAUUAUCGGAAUUUCACCCCCAGCUUUCGCGGGGAAGGUAGGGGGGGGGGGGGGCUCUCAAGUGUUACCAUGGCGUUCAACUUCAUGUUGCCAAACAGUGACAAAGCCAAAUGUAAACUAGUUUAGAAUUGCAUAGCUACAUUUGGUAUCCCAAAUUAUGAAUACGCCGCAUCGAUUUGUCCCUAUACUUUGUUACGUUAGAAGUUCUCAGAGGGGGGCUAUUUGUUGCUAGUGACAGUUGGCUCCUGCGAACUCACAGAAGUGGAGGGAAUUUCGUAAACUUUACCGGGAAUUCUAGCGGUCUACAACGCAGAGGUUUAACGCUAAUCCAUCUAGACUAAACCGUGCCCUUUGUCGUGAAGUUGGCAAACUAACGUUACAGUUAGUCAUCAAGAAAUCCUUACUCAAUCUGCUACCUCUCCAAUAGCAAGCCAACCAAUUAAUAGUGGGUGACUGAAUACACCGCACAGGUACGUAAUCGAUAGGUAAGGUAACGUUAUUGAAAUCGGUAUUGUUUAUUACUAUUAGCUAUGUCAUAAAUAAGUCAUACACUGGUUUGUAGCAAGCUAGCUGUAGUGUUUUGGAUUAUUAACGUUAUGCUUCACAUGUUAUGGUUUAAUUUACUGUCAUAUUUGUCAUAGGGGAAAGGUCGGUGAAUGUUGACUGUUGCUUAGUUGCAGGAACAUUCCGACGAACAAGGCACAGUUUCUGUCUGGAGGCUGUUUCUGAACGCAACAAACUCCUCUAGAAUCAUGCACUCUGUUAAUGUCAUUACGGUGUAGCUACUUUGGAAACACAGCUCUGUAUAUUGGUUUCCUUGUUUGUUUUGACGUGUGUGUGUCAGGGGUUCCAUUUGGAAAAUGUGGCCCAGACAACGUGACCUGAAAUAUUUUAACUUGCUGUCAAUUUGAGAAAUGUUCCUGAGCUAUAAUGUUAUGCAUUGUGUGUGUAUAACCCAUUAGGAAGUCCACUCACGGUGCUCAGAAUGACAAACAUUUUGAUUAUGGUAUUCAUCUUAACAGAACAUCCAACUCCUGUAAUGAAGCAGACACUAAAGCAUUAUUUUCAAAAAUGUGCUAAAAUUCAAUUUGUGGGAAAACAAACAGUGCACCUGAUGCCAGCGGUUCUAUAUGUGACUGAGAUGACAAUCUCUGUUAGAAACUUAGGUUGCUAAUAUAACUGGGAUUUGAUAUGAAAACCAACAGGAGAGAUGCUGGUUUAAAUGGCAUAUGAGGAAGUAUUUUUAUAAAAUAAUUGCUUCCACGUUUCUAUGGUCAGGUUUUUCCUAGACUGCUUUGUAGCAAGGUAAGACAAGUGGUGGGUGCCGCACUGAUAGCAUGCCUACCGUUACCUUUGUACUUAAAUGGGAGGCGUGUUGCAAUUGCCAGUUGAGAAAUAAAAAUAUGACAUUUUUAAUUGUGGCCAUCAAAACCGUUUUGAACAGGUGACUGCGUUAGAAUUGUUGCCCAAUGACUGGUCUUAUUAAAGUACAUGUUUUACUCCAGCAACAACAAGCUGAGGAGCUGCUGCUGCUGCAGCUCUAGCGCUGUCUGACAAGUGAUAUUCUGCUCAACAUAGGCUCUGUGUGCUGUGCGCAGGUAAGAAAUUAUACAUUACAACCAAUGUUCCCUCGUUUUCUUCGUCACUGAGCAAAUUUCAGGUCUGCUGAGAACAAAUUUGAAAGUUGUGAAAAUUUUGUGCAACUUCUAACGCGCUGUUACUCUGAGCACUGAGGUUGUAUCUGCUGUAAGUUAGUUUUAACAGUGGCCAUGUGUGUAGGCAACUGUGGCUAUUUGAUCAUAAUGUAGGCCUGCCAGAGUUGCCUAGCAUCAAUAACCAUGACGAAAAUGCGUCCCAUAACAUUUUAACAUGGAAAUAGCUGUUCUCUCUCAGCCUACAGUAGCAGCCAAUGUGUGGUAUUCAAUGUAGGAUUCCAUGAGACUUUUGGGAAAAAAACACGCAGGGCUUGACAAUAACCUCUUCAUCAACUUGUCCUUCAGGCAAGGUGACUGAAAAUGCUGUUUGACGCAAGAAACGACUUUACAAAAUAAAAUGCGCUAUUGUCAUACCAUUAUUACAGAGAAUCAGAAAUUAUGAUACCCUCUGCCUAUAGGCUUGAAUAAGCUAAGUAGCCAGUCUCAAUUUUCUUUUUAUACACAAAUGAAUGUUGUUACUCCUGUGGACAGAGUACAUUGGAGGUCGAUCAUGAUUGACCGGUUGGUGACCACUGCUCUAGAAAGUUGAGUGAAGUUAUCUGUGAGCUGAUAUUUCCGCGCUGCAGUCGCGGGGGAGCAGACUCCAAUUUUAUUUCCACUAAAUUUAACAAAAUAACCUAAUGGACGAUAAGCAUGACUGUGAAAUGUAUUUCCAUCAAUUAAUAUGAAGCAUUAUUUUUGCACGGUGUGGAUUUUAUUUUAUUCUCCUGUUCAAUUUGGCUGGCAAUAAUUUUAUCGGCUUCAUUUUCUUUAUUGUCCUAAAGCCAACAAUUACCGGCUAAUUGAAAACCUGGUGAGUGUGUGUGAGUAAAUGAGUUGUUUACAGUAUGCCAGUAUGAAAGAGUCUCCAGUCCAAAGCCGUUCUAGAGUGUUGACUGACGAUGCAUGUCAACGACCCAACAGGUGCGGAGCGGAGGAGGACAUGGCGACAGGGGGCUCUCCCUUUGACGACUGCGCAGACGAGCAGGAGCUGCACAACUGGACCGUUACCAACGGCAGCAGCCUGGAGGACAGGCUCAACAACAUGGACUGGGGCAUCCAGCAGAAGAAGGCCAACCGCUCGACGGAGAAGAACAGGAAGAAAUUCUCAGCCGGCGGCGUGGCGGAGAGCCGGCUGACCAAUGACAUCUCCCCGGAGUCCACACCUGGCACGGGGCGGAGAAGGACAAACACCCCUCACACAUUCCCCCACGUCAAGUACACCACCCAGAUGUCGGUGCCCGAUCAGGCCGAGCUGGAACGUCUCCGGCAGAGGAUCAACUUCACUGACCUCGAUGAGAGGAGCGUCGGCAGUGACUCCCAGGGCCGCGUCACAGCAGCCAACAACCAGCGAGAGCUGGCAGCGGAAAACAAAAAGCCCUUCAAGUUCCUGCCGCUGCACGUCAACACCAACAAGAGCCGGGAGGCGCCCUCAGCCUCGGCCCCCGCAACCCCCUCCGUCGCCGCCACCGCCAAGAAGCAGAGCCCUGGCCUGGGUCUCAGGGACGCCUUCACCCCCUCCCUGCCCAGCAAUGACACCCCCAGGCUAGGUAGAGGGGCCGAGAGAGGGCUCCUUCCCCCUAGGGAGGAUGGGAGAGGAGAGCUCAGCAUCGACAGUAGCCAGGUGGUGAGCAAGCUGGUUCAGAUCCGGGAGUACAUCGGCAAGGCCAGCUCCAUGAGGGAUGACCUGGUGGAGAAGAAGGACAUCCCGGCCAACGUGGAGCGCCUCACCCACCUCAUCGCCCACCUCAAGGAGCAGGAGAGGUCCUACCUCCGCUUCCUGCAGAAGAUGCUGGCAAGGGAGAACGAGGAGGACGAGGCGGGAACACAGGACUCGGCCGUGGGUUCAGGCUCAUUGCCAGAGAGCGCCUCCCUCAACAUGGAGGUGCGCUCCUCGGACGCCUCCAACGCCACCGGCCGUGUUGCAGGCCGCAGUGAACAGAAGGAGGAGCUGGAGAACUUGAGGAAGCAGCACGAGCUCCUGAAGAAGAUGCUGGAGCAGCAGGAGCAGCUCAGGGCUCUACAGGGCCGCCAGGCAGCACUACUGACCAUGCAGCACAGCUCCCAGCACGCCUCCCACACCAUGGCUGACACCGUGCCGACAGAGACCACAGGCAGUGUGUCAGGGCUGAGCAUCACCUCGGAGCUGAACGAUGAGCUGAACGACCUCAUUCAGCGCUUCCACAACCAGCUGCACGACUCCCAGACCAAGGCAGCAGUCCCAGACAACCGCAGACAAGCCGCGAGCCUCUCCCUCUCCCGGGAAGUCUGCCGCUCUCGCUCCUCCCAGCCGUCCCCUCCUCCCCACUCUGCCGCCUCCUCCUUCCUCCGUCCCCCCCCUCUCACCUCCCUGACCUCCAUCACCCCUACGUCGGCCUCGGCGGCGAGCGCGAAGCUGACCAAGCUGCAGGAGCUGCAGGACAAGAAGCAGACCAUGGACAAUAUCCUGCAGGAGCUGCACUCGCUCCGCGACCAGACCCUCAACAACAACUCCUGUCGCAGCGCCAGUGUGUCCCUGUCCUCUCAGCAUAGCCUGGCUCUGGGCGCGGGCCCCUCCUCGGACCGCCCAUCUGCCCUGUACAGAGAGCCCAAUGGGGCCUCAGCCAUAAGAAGGGACGCCUCCACCUACCACCCCUCCACACACACCCAGCAACCCCAGCAUGAGGACGCCCCAGCUGACAAACUCCGGAAGCUGAAGGAGGUGCACAAGCGUCUGAACGAGCUGCGUGAGCUGGUGCAGUACUACGAGCAGACAUCGGACAUGAUGGUGGACACGGUUAACGAGAACGUGAAGGAGGAAGAGGAGGAGGCGGAGACUGAGGAGGACGGCUCCAUGCUGGAGACAAUGUUCGACUCGGAGCAGGAGAACCGCCGGCCCCCCAUCACAAACAUCAGAAACCCACAGCAUUCUGGGAACUGGACAGAAAUGAACAGUCUGACCAACGGCCGAGGAGGAGGCAGCACCAACAACCACGCUGACGGCAGGCUCAACACCGAGUGUGAGAUCAACAACCGCUGUGCAGCAGCCAACCUCCGCAGCCUCAACAUCCCCUCAGCCAUAGAGUGCCAGUACAACCGGCCCUACAACCAGGUCAAUGACGAUGAUGAUGACGAUGCCCUGGAGGAUGAAGAGGUGCGGGGGGCCAGGGGCCGGGACAGCGAGGGCUCGAGCAGGAGGAGCAGCCUGGGGAACGAGGACGCAGACUUCGCCCACAAAGUUCACCGGCUGCAGACGGCCAAGCAGAAACUACGGCAGCUCCAGGAGCUGGUGGCCAUGGUGCAGAGUGACGAUACAGACGCCACCACGGCCAACGAGGACGAGGGCCUCCACCAGCAGCCCAACAACACCAGAGGUGCUGCUGCUGGCUCCUCUGCAGCAAGGAGCCCCAGAGACCUCACCCUCACAGACAAGGCCAGGGAGAAGCUGUAUGAGGAGAAGCUUCGUCAGCAGCAGCAGGAGUUGCAGCAGCUUCACGAGGAACGCCAGCGGCUGAUGGAGAUCCAAGACCAGAUCCAGGACCUGCAGUGGGCCUGCCCCGACCUGCAGUCAUCGGUGUCCAGCAGCACAGUGAGUCAGCAGGCCCUGAUGAGGAAGGUCCCGGCUGCAGCUUCCACCCCAGCCCCUGCUCCUGCUGCAGCCCCCAAAGCCAACGCUUCUCCUGCCGCCACCGCCGCGCUCAAACCCACAGCCCAGGCCGCCGCGAACGCCUCUGUCACUGACAACGAGCAGCUGUGGUGUGAGAUGCGGCGCCACCAGAUCCUGCGGGAGGAGCUGCGCCAGCGGAGGAAGCACCUGGAGUCCCUGAUGGCCGAGCACCAGAGGAGGAGCGGCCUCAGCGACUCCCCCUACAGGAUGGAGGACUCGGAGGAUCACGCCGCCUCCGCCACGCAGCCACUCGGCAGAGACGAGAGGACCAUGGCCACAUGGGGCGGCUCCACCCCGUGUCAGCUGGACGAGGACGGCUACCCCUCUGAGUUGGGCGCUGAGGAGGAAGAAGAAGAGGAGGAGGAGGAGGAUGAAGAAGAAGACGGAGCAGAGUCCAGCUCCAGUGAUGACGUCCCAUGCUACACUAGGAAGCAGAGAUCCUACAGCAACAGGAAAACACUGGGCAGCAACGUUCUGAAGCCGCCGCAACAAUUCGCAUCCGAAGCUAGUGGCCGUCCCUCUCCCCGUUCUCGAGCCAAAGAACAGCAACAAGCCCACGGCGGCGUUAGCAUCGGGGGUGCAAGGCGCCAGGAGAACCUGCGCUGGGCGGCCGAGCUAUCCUUCCAGGAGGGUUCUGGCCCUGGGUCUGGGUUGGCAUCACGCCACUGGCAGGAGCAGGUGGGCACACUACAGAGGCAGCUGGACUUCAGCACCAGCAUGUGUCAGACCCUACUGCAGGAUCAGCAGACGUUGUCCUGCAUGCUCCAGACCCUGCUGACGGGACCGUACAACGCGCUGCCCAACAACCUGUCCUCCCCUCAGGUUCACCUGGUCAUGCACCAGCUCAGCCAAUGUUACACACAGCUGGCCUGGCAGCAGAACAACGUCGAAAGACUGAAACUGGUGCUGAGCGACCUGCUUCGUCAACAACAACAGCAGCAGCAGCAGCCGUCCUCGUCGUCAGGUCAGCAGAACCAGGGAUCCACGUCCCGGGACUCCGGCAGUGCCUGUCCCCCCCUCUCCCCCACCAGCCUCUUUCUCCCCUUCACCUCCUCCAUGCCCCCCUCUGUCAACCAGGCCCUCAACCUGCCUCCCGGCCUGGCCGGAUUCUCGCCCUUCUCCUCCGGGUUUAACUUCAACCCCCUGUUCCCUUCUGCUAUGGGUGAGUUCCUUCAGAGUGCUGGUAGCCAAGCCAGCCCAGACAACCAGCAGCAGCAGCAGCUGGAUCCCAACACCUCAGUCAAGACAGAGUACUUGAGCUUCCCCCCGCCCCUACAACGCUCCCCACUCAACACUGUAGACAAAAGGCCCCAGAGGCAGAAUGAAGGAAGCAGCAGUCGUGGCCAUGAAUCUGGCUGGCUCAACGUCUCCCAACCUCCAGCUCCUAUCAACGAAUCCCCCUCCCCUCUACCCCAUAGAGGGGCUAACAUCCCCCGGACCCAGGCCUUCGACCAGGCCUCCCAGGAGAGCUUCAGCAGCAUGCCGGACCCGGCUGACCCCACCACCGUCACCAAGACCUUUAGGGCAGGACGUAAGGUCUCUGCCCAGGCCUGCCUGGCCUCCCGUGACAAGACGCCAAACUCCAAGAGGAGGACCCGGCGGGCCAAGGGACACCACAAGAACACGGGAGUGGAGAGUGACAGCGUGUCCAGCACGGCCGACUUUGUCCAGGAGAGGGCGCCGCAGCCCCAUCGCCAGCGGGACCAGAACCAGAGCCUGCUGGACAAACUGACCCAGGAGAAACUGGACAGCAAGACCAAGACAGGCAACAAGCCCAACGACCUCUCCUCCGCGUAUGCUUGGAGAACACCUUUCCUUUCUAACAGAAUUGCAUGCACUGAAGCGCCAGGUGCCAGCAGUGACUUCUCCCUGUUCGAGGCCCUGAGGGAGACCAUCUACUCGGAGGUGGCCACGCUCAUCUCCCAGAACGAGUCGCGGCCCCACUUCCUCAUCGAGCUCUUCCACGAGCUGCAGCUGCUCAACACCGACUACCUGCGCCAGAGGGCACUCUACUCCCUACAGGACAUAGUGACCAGGCACCUAACGGAGAAGAGUGCGGCCGAGGACCAGGCCUCCUCCCUGGGUCCCGUGGCCUGGGCGGCCGGCUCCCAGUCAGAGCUCACCCCAAGCGAGAGCCUGGCCACCAGCGACGGGGACGUGUCGGAGAAGAAUAUCCUGGUCAUCAAGCAUCACGACCCGAAUAAGCGGCGGAAUGACGCAGAAUCGGUGGACAACGAGAGCACCCUGUCCACCACCUCCAACCUGGAGCCAUUCGCUAACGACGACUUAGGUAACACAGUGAUCCACUUAGACAAGGCUCUAGCCAGGAUGAGGGAGUACGAGCGCAUGAAGCUCAAGGCUGAGCUUAGCCCCAACACCACCGCUGCUACUGCCUCUGAGGCCUCUGCUAACUCUUCUGCUAGCGCUGCUCAGCUGAUGGAAGGUGACGUCCACUGUCCCCAGAUCGACACCCAGCAGCUGGAUCGACAGAUUAAGGCCAUCAUGACUGAAGUCAUCCCCUUUUUCAAGGAGCACAUGGACGAGGUGUGUUCCUACCAGCUGCUGACGUCGGUGCGGCGCAUGGUGCUCACCCUCACCCAGCAGAACGACGAGAGCAAGGAGUUUGUGCGCUUCUUCCACCGACAGCUGGGAGGCAUACUGCAGGACUCUCUGAGUAAGUUUGCAGGGCGUACUCUAAAAGACUGUGGCGAGGACCUGCUGGUAGAGAUCUCUGAGAUCCUGUUUAACGAGCUGGCCUUCUUCAGACUCAUGCAGGACCUGGACAGCAACAGCAGUAGUACUGCUACUAUAGCUAACUCUCAAGCCAGACACAAGAACCACAGGAGACAAUCUCCAAAUAAUAACCAAGUCAAGCGUGAACACAGGAAUAAUGAGGAGAACAAGUCGCCGGCGGUCGAGAAGUCCUUUUCCCCAGCAUAUCUUGAAGACAAAGAUGAAGACGAGACAGAGCAGAAAGAGACCGAGAGGAAGGACAGCAGGAGCAGCGAGGCCUCUGAGAUGGAGGAGGAGGAUGGAGAGGGUCUGCCUCUCUCUAUUAGUCUGUCCAAGGCGGAGACCCAGGCCCUGACUAACUACGGCAGUGGGGAGGAUGAGAACGAGGUGGAGGAGAUGGAGGAGUUUGAAGCUGAGCCCCAGGACGUCCAGACCUCCCUGCAGGCUAGCAAUGACGGAGUUGAGAAACGGGGAGCAGCAAAUGAAGUCCCAGCAAAUGGAAACCGAGAGACAAAGUCCGACCAAGAAAGCUCUGAGAGUAACGAUGUCAAGAGCAGUAAGUCCGAGUCCAUCGAGGUGGUGGACUCCCCAGAGGAAGAGGGGGAGGAGCACAGGAGACCAGAGGGGGAGAGCCAGGGAGGUGUGACCUCCGCCACCACCAACUACCAGGAAGGCUCCCACUCCCAGGGCUCAAACAGCAGCAGCAGCCCUGACACAGAGUCACCCGUCAUGGUCAACAUAGAUGAGGUGGGAUCAGGAAACACGAGCCAGAAGUCCGACGAGGAAGACUUUGUCAAAGUGGAGGACUUACCCAUGCAGCUCAGUGUCAUAUGUGAGGAGGCACUCCAGAAGAGGAUAGUCGAGGAACAGCAGAAUAAUAAUCUGUCUGCUGAGAUCCUCAAUGGGAACACUGACACACUGGCUGGACUAGUGGGCAACGGACACACACUCAAAGAACCAGGUAGGUCUAGCACAGUUUUCAUGAAACCGGUGGAGUGCAACUUCUUCACAGAAUGUCCAGGUAAAUAAAUGUAUGUUGCAGAACUGAUAUUAUUCUGUCAUGUAGACAAGUAAAUGUUGGCUAUAGUACUAUUUUAUCCAUCUGCUGUGUUUGCGAUAUCUCUAGGAAGAAUGAUUCUUCUACUUUUUUUUCUCUCUUCAUCUUUUACAGAAACGAUAGGUGCACAAAGUGCAUGAAAAGACUCUAGUACAAAACGUUGUCGAAUGACCACUACAGAAUCAUCCUAAAGAUGUUCAGACUCCUAUUUGUAAUUAAUGAUUGAUUUAUUGGAUGGUAGCAAGGGUUGGCGAGACAAUGUCAUGACGUGCUAGUGACCUGAGCUUUGCUCGAAACGGUUAGAACAACUACAAUGUAACCAACACUGUUUUAGUUUAUUUCUACUCCUGAGGCUGUAUCUAUUAAGCACAUCAGAGUAGAAGUGCUGAAGAUCUAAGAUCAGUUUGGUCUUUUAGAUCAUAAUACAUAUUGAGUGUAUGGACAAGUUAGACCUGAUCCUAGCACCCCUGCUCUGAGGCUGUUGAUACAUACUGCCCCUGAAUGUGUUCUAUGAUUUGUUGCUGAUUUGGGGUUUUAGGGCGGGGUUUCUCUCGCUCAAUGCUGCUGUUACAAGCCCCGUUUCAAUCCUCUAGUCUAGAAAACUUGUUUAAAUCGCCUUAGUUCUGUUUUUUACGGAUAUGGGAUCAGUUUGGAAUCGGUUUGUCAUUUUAAAUUGUUUUUUGUUCUGUCUUCUUGGCCUCUUCUCUCUCGCUAGCUCCCAUGCUUUAAGCAUCUAACCCUUUGAACUCAAGAAAUACAACUCUAAAGUACGACUUCAAACUAGAUUCAGGCUGCUGGUGAGGCGUUUCAUCUUCGGCUGUAAAGACAUUGGCACCUAACAUAUAAUUUCAUGGGGCUGUCGGUAAUGUUUCCCUUCCUUGUUGACAUUUUGUUUUGCUUGUUUCUCAUGUAAUUAGAUGUUAACUACUGUACGUAGUUAAGAAUAAAAUGAUGGAAAUUUUCAAA
Messenger RNA from Salvelinus fontinalis (brook trout), 10794 nucleotides. RefSeq names its product pericentriolar material 1 protein-like. Gene Ontology annotation, cellular component: ciliary basal body; centrosome; centriolar satellite. The record is from RefSeq and is a predicted model, not a curated record. The transcript is spliced from 38 exons. Gene Ontology annotation, biological process: intraciliary transport involved in cilium assembly; centrosome cycle; cilium assembly. NCBI's taxonomy places the organism in Eukaryota, Metazoa, Chordata, Actinopteri, Salmoniformes, Salmonidae. Bases 3225 to 9800 code for a protein of 2191 amino acids.